AUGUCCUUAACACUUAAAAUCUCCUCCCUUGUCAUUCGCACACUUUCCAAGCCUAUUGCGAACCAAAUCAAGGCACAAGCACGGGAGCAUGAACGGUUUCGCCAUAUAUGUGUCUCAAUGGCACAGGCCAUGCAUCGUUUUGACAUGCGCCUCCGACUAGGAUCCAUUCGUGACACCACUGCCUCACGCAAACAGGCCGAGGCCCAGGCCGCGGCGAAGAAGCACAUCCCUACCUCCCCGACCGUCAAGACGGAGGCGGCCACCAAAGCUGAAGAAGAAGCUGUUGCGAAGGCAAAGGCAGCCGCCGAGGAGGCCGCCAAACCACAACAUUACCGAAUUCGACCACUUUCCGAAUCAAAAGCCAUCGAGUCCGGGGCUAACUUCAUUAGCGAAACGUUUCUGUUCCUGGUGGCUGGUGGGUUGAUUGUCUUUGAGUCCUGGCGAUCGCGGCGCAAGGAGAGCACCCGCAGAGAAGGUGUAGAGGAUCGUCUUAUGGAGCUGGAACAAUCCGAGAAAACCGCGCGGGAGGCUCUUGUGGCUCUGGAGAAGGAGCUGCUGGCCCUCAAAGCCAAACAUGGGGAAACAUCCCAGACCACCAAGCGCAUCCUUCCUCGGGAGGUAUAUGAAGUCAAUUCGGAAACAGAGCAGCCUGUGAUUGAGGAGAGCUGGUGGUCGACCCUCACAUCGUAUCUCUCUUUCGGUCCAAGUUCUGUGAGCAACCCUCCGGCCGCAUCAUCUGCAAAUCCGACUUCAAACUCAACGGAUGCCAAAACGAUCACCAGUCAGCCAGCAACUUCGAGUGUAUCAUCAACUCCCACCUCUUGA
Penicillium macrosclerotiorum is the source of this 825-nucleotide messenger RNA. Its product is annotated as OPA3 family protein. Bases 1 to 825 code for a protein of 274 amino acids. Lineage: Eukaryota; Fungi; Ascomycota; Eurotiomycetes; Eurotiales; Aspergillaceae. The record is from RefSeq and is a predicted model, not a curated record. The transcript is spliced from 2 exons. Gene Ontology annotation, biological process: regulation of lipid metabolic process. Gene Ontology annotation, cellular component: mitochondrion.